Molecule: messenger RNA, 2695 nt
Organism: Myripristis murdjan (pinecone soldierfish)
Lineage: Eukaryota; Metazoa; Chordata; Actinopteri; Holocentriformes; Holocentridae
Gene: znf365
Product: zinc finger protein 365
Exons: 7
Coding region: 139-1587 (482 amino acids)
Biological process (GO): telomere maintenance; regulation of neuron projection development; regulation of double-strand break repair via homologous recombination
Source: RefSeq, a predicted model, not a curated record
GUGUGGUUCGCAGCGUGCGUGUGUUGACGCGUCCUGGCUCUCUCUCCUCAUGGAUGACAUCAUGCGGGCUGCCGUGUAUCUGCGACAUGUCCAGUUAAACCAGUAGAGCAGCAGAGCCGCCGGGACCGCACACGAGUGAUGCAGCAGAAGUUGUGCUCCAGAGGUUCCGGUUUCCUCCUGGAGAGGAACGGCCAGGCCUGCGGCGCCAUCGCCGAGCCCGCCACCUCCUGCGACCUCCCGUUCCGCUGCCCGCGCUGCGGCGAGCAGGAGCGUUUCCGCAGCCUGGCCUCGCUCCGCGCCCACCUGGAGUACCGCCACUCGUACCGCUCGCCGGACGUGAUCACCGGCAGCUUCAGCAUCACCGGGAAGCUCCCCGACCCGACGGCGGUGGCGGCGAUCCCCUGGCACGACGCGAGCCUGCCGACCCGCAGGGGGCAGCAGAGCGCGGGGCGGGCGCUGCACGUGCGCUCGCUCAGCGACAGCAGGGACAGCGGCUACCUGCACUCCUACAGCUCGGCGAGGAGGCGCACCCAGAGCGUCGGGGUGGGGACGCAGGCCGAGGAGGACGAGGAUGAGGACGACGAAGAUGAGGAGGAUGAGGAGGGCGGCACAGAGGGUGAAGAACUGGGGGAUGAAGAAGAUGAUGAUGAUGAUGAGGAGGAGGAGGAGGAAGAGCGAGAUGGCGGCAGAAGCGAGGAUGACGUCAAACCGCUCGCCGUAAAGUCUGAGCCGGGCCUUCAUCACCUCAACCACCAUCACCUCGCGUUCCCGCCUCCUGCCCCCCUGGGCCCCCCGCCCGACCCCGAGCCCGGCGCCUCGCUCGACACCGUGGAGCAGAGCUCGUACUCGGGCCUGGAGACGGCGGCGGCCUCGGCGGCGGUGCGGCGGCGGCUGGCGAGCAUCCUGCGCGCGGCGGACAGCACCAUGCAGCGGCGGCUGGCCCGCGUGAGCACCGAGCUGGCCCAGACCGACACCGAGCUGCUGUGCGAGCGCGCCCACUCGCAGCACCUCGCCCAGGAGAGGCAGGAGGUGGCCGAGCGGGAGCGCUCGCUGAGCCGGCAGGUGGACGUGGCCGUCAUGGUGAUCGCCACGCUGAGGGAGCAGCUCAACGCCUCCGAGAACGAGCUGGAGCGGCGAGAGAGGGAGGUGAUCACCAUCCAGAAGUUCCUGGAGGCGGCGGCCCGUCAGGAGACGUGCGGGAAGGUUCGGAUCCAGCGCUUCAUCGAGAACCUGCUGAGGCGCAUCGCGCUGGCCGAGAGGCUGGUGGAGUAUUACCAAGGCAACGGCAGCCCGCUGCACUGCACCCACUACAAGCACCAGCAGCCGACUGACAACGGACCUCACAGAAUCACGAAGAGCAGGUCAGCGGGGGGUCAGCUGUCCUCCUCCGGUCUCCAUGACAACAGAAACCACUCCUCCUCGCAGUUCGGCGGCCGUCCGUCGUUCUCGAAAGCGGGCCGGGAGCGGGAGCGGGAGUGGGAGCACCGGGAGCGGCUGGCCCAGUCGUCCCGGCUGUUCUGCCGGCCCGAACACAGAGACGACAUGUGGAACCACCAGCGGCGCCGCUCCGCCGGGUACGAGGCCUGAAACCGGACGGGAACGCCGGGGGGAGGCGGCGUCACGCGAAUGUAUAUGUAAAAGAUGUGACUCAGUGUAAAAUGUAUCUUUGCUAUUGUUGGUUUUGGUUUUGUUGACCGUGUUUAUUGAUAUUUUGUACAAAGCUAUUUUGUGUCCUCCAGUGGAAGUAGUAGUCCUAUGGUACAGAAAAACGAACACAAGCCGUAGCGAACACAAAGUAGUUUUUAAGUUUCAUGUUUUUUAUUUUUCACAGACCUGACCAGCAGUUCUGUAAAAAACCUGAUUUGCUCCAAAUUUAUUGGAGGCUGCGGAAAAAAAAAAAAAAUAGCUUAUUGUUUAAGCCAUGUGAUGUUUUUUUUUUCAUUGAUUCAACAAAUGGAAAAUGACAUUAGAAUUUCAGCGAUAACUGAUCUCUUAAAUUGAUUAUACUUUGGGUGUUUUACUGUCAGAAACUGUUCCUGGAUUUCAGACAGGCCGUCUUUGAUUGACAGCCGUGUCUUUUUGAAAUGCCGUUCUGGCUUCUGAAUGUGUCUCAUUGGCACCAGAACGUGGAUGGGAAACUGAGGUUCAGUUUCACCAGAUUAAUGUCUGCACCACAUAAAUUUGGACAAAUCAGCGGUUGAGUAUCGGGGAGAUGGGAGGCGGAUGGGAAUUUCAAACCUUUAGCACUUUGUGAAUUUAGGCCCUGGUGGUUUUUAGACUCAUCGCUGCUCUCAGAUGAAAACCCCAUCGUCUUCUCUCUUUUGAAUCUUUGGGAAAAUGUAGAUUCUUGUCUUUCUAAACAGUUAAAUGAGGUGAGAAUGAGACACAAGCCCAACGUUAUGAAUCAGGAUCAUCUUAUAAACAUCAGAUGAGCCUCCAGUCAAAGAGUUUCAUUCUAAACCUGCCCUGUGGAAAAAAACGAGACACUGACUCUUAACUAGACAGUUUCUGGUUUGAUGGUAAAGUUUAAGUCCAGUGGGUUUACUUAAAAAAAAAAAAAAAAAAACAAUGAGGACACCAUGGAGUCCAUGAGCCAGCAGACUAAUUAAGUAAAGCAGUGUUAAUAUCAUUUUAAUAGCACUGUUAAUACUCCAGUCUGCUACUUAUGUUAGCUAGUGUGCUAAUUGGAUGGGCU